Molecule: messenger RNA, 1855 nt
Organism: Cynocephalus volans (Philippine flying lemur)
Lineage: Eukaryota; Metazoa; Chordata; Mammalia; Dermoptera; Cynocephalidae
Gene: TRA2A
Product: transformer 2 alpha homolog
Exons: 8
Coding region: 141-989 (282 amino acids)
Biological process (GO): positive regulation of mRNA splicing, via spliceosome
Cellular component (GO): spliceosomal complex
Molecular function (GO): RNA binding
Source: RefSeq, a predicted model, not a curated record
GACCGAGUGGGAGUGGAGUGGAGCGGCCGUUGUUGCCGACUCUUUUCUCCUCCCCACGGUCCAGUCAGCGGGCUGAUCAGGCCAUCGGCCCUCGAGCCGAGACUUGUCCUUUAUUUAGUUCUGAGGAGUGCCUGGCCGACAUGAGUGAUGUAGAGGAGAACAACUUCGAGGGCAGAGAGUCUCGCUCUCAGUCAAAAUCUCCAACGGGAACUCCUGCUCGUGUAAAAUCGGAGAGCAGGUCAGGAUCUCGUAGUCCAUCAAGGGUUUCCAAACACUCUGAAUCCCAUUCUCGAUCAAGAUCAAAAUCCAGGUCAAGGUCAAGGAGGCAUUCUCAUAGACGUUAUACUCGAUCCAGAUCCCAUUCUCACUCUCACAGGAGACGAUCUCGAAGUAGGUCAUAUACACCAGAAUACCGGCGGCGAAGGAGCCGAAGUCAUUCUCCAAUGUCUAACCGGAGAAGGCAUACAGGCAGCAGAGCAAAUCCAGAUCCCAACACCUGUCUUGGAGUGUUUGGCCUCAGUUUGUACACAACAGAGAGAGAUCUUCGUGAAGUAUUUUCUCGAUAUGGACCAUUGAGUGGCGUUAAUGUGGUUUAUGAUCAGCGUACUGGGCGAUCGCGAGGAUUUGCCUUUGUGUAUUUUGAAAGAAUAGAUGAUUCAAAGGAGGCUAUGGAAAGGGCAAAUGGAAUGGAGCUGGAUGGUAGAAGAAUUCGAGUGGAUUAUUCUAUCACCAAGAGAGCACAUACACCUACACCAGGCAUCUACAUGGGCAGACCAACUCAUAGUGGUGGUGGCGGCGGAGGUGGAGGCGGAGGUGGAGGCGGAGGAGGUGGCAGACGUCGAGAUUCUUACUAUGAUAGAGGAUAUGAUCGUGGAUAUGACAGAUAUGAAGACUAUGAUUACCGGUACAGAAGAAGGUCACCUUCUCCUUAUUAUAGUCGAUACAGAUCACGAUCAAGAUCUCGUUCCUACAGCCCAAGACGCUAUUGAUAAUGGAAUAGUUGCAGUUAAGGACUUUUUUCCCCUUUAUUUUUUUCUCUCUCUCUCUCUCUCUUUUUUUUUAAAAAUUCUGGAUUUCCCCAAGCUUCUAAUCCUUCCUAUUCCUAUAAAAGAGCCCUUAAAAAUAUAUAUUUGGUUCAGUUAGCAUCUGCACUUUUGUCAAUUGUGUUGAUGUUUUCCACUCCUUUUAUUAUACUAUUAAAGAUGUAAUUGUCAUUUUGAGUAGUUUAAACAUCUUGAGUAAAAAGGAACCCCAGUGUUAUGCUUUGUGAUUUUUUUCCUUUGCUUUUACAGAUGAUUAACUCCUAGCUAAUCAAAUGAGGAAAGAAACAAUUUUUAAAGCUUCCUUUGUGUUAGAUAUUGCAUCAGAGGUCUGCAUUUACGAAGAACUCCUUUUUUAACUUUCAGGGAAGAUAGUAACACAUAAAGUAGGUUCGGUCAUGUCAGGUUUGUCUGGGGAGGCAUGGAGCAAAUAGUUGAGUGUAGAAAGUUUGAAACUAUAGAAAAAAACUUCCUUGAACAUUUCUUUUGAAGAACAGAAUUUUUGUACCCUAAAAAAUGUCUUUUUUUAGAAAUGAAAAGCUUGUGGACUCCUACAAAAACAUGUUGUAUUUGAAGUACAUCUGUUAAACCUUACAAAGUUAAAGUGUGAUUUUUGUGUUAAACUUAUUGAAAUUUAAGUAUUCCUUUAUCAGUGAAGGACAGCCUUUAUUUAUUACCUACAGCAAUUGUAUAAUUUGCUGUUAGAAAUUUUAGUAUUGGGACAAUGGUUAAGCAGGUUAUUGUAUAGCAUAGAGUCUUUAGAAGAUACAUGGAAACGUAGUCUGCCUUCAAAUAAAAGUUAAUUUCUUUGAAAA